AAUUACAAUUUGAGCAUCAUGAGUCUUCAAUAUGCUAUUCUUCUCUUUAUUGUUUUGUUGGCCUCUACGGCGGUGAGAAACCAAGCUAUUCUAGGUGGUUGGACCCCCAUCAAGAAUAUAGAUGACCCACAUGUGACUGAAAUUGCCAACUACGCUGUUACUGAGCAUGAUAAGCAAACCGGUUUGAACCUUAAGCUGGAAAAAGUCAUCAGUGGUGAGACAAAAAUUGUCAAUGGAAUAAUCUACUGCCUUAAUAUUUCUGCUAGCGACAGUAACAAAUAUAAUAUUGCUGUGUUGGAGAGGCAGCAAUUCAGGAACCUCACUUCCUUUGUACCUCUUAAGGAUUAA
Trifolium pratense (red clover) is the source of this 348-nucleotide messenger RNA. RefSeq names its product cysteine proteinase inhibitor 5-like. The coding region runs from base 19 to 348 and encodes 109 amino acids. NCBI's taxonomy places the organism in Eukaryota, Viridiplantae, Streptophyta, Magnoliopsida, Fabales, Fabaceae. The record is from RefSeq and is a predicted model, not a curated record. Gene Ontology annotation, molecular function: cysteine-type endopeptidase inhibitor activity. The transcript has a single exon.